AUGCUUUCUUCAGGCAGAGCACCGUUGACUAGAUGGCAGUCGCUGUCUGCCCGACUGUCACGGACCACGACGACUACGCGGGCAAUGGGCUCCUACGCCACCUUCAAGGUGCCUCGGAUUGACAACGAACCGAACAAACAUUAUGCUCCCGGGUCUCAGGAUCGAAAAGCCCUCGAAGAAGCUCUGGCGCAGAGCAAGCAGAAAGCCCCCUUGAACAUUCCAGUCGUGAUCGCAGGGAAGGAGGUGAAAAGCUCGCAGGUCCAGACACAAUUGAAUCCCGCCUCGCAUGCCCCCUUUGCCACGUACUCGAACGCGACGGUAGCCGACGUCGAGGCGGCGAUCAACGCGGCGCUCGACGCCCGCAGUGCCUGGGCGUCAACCUCGUUCGCCGACCGGGCGAGCAUCUUCCUCAAGGCGGCCGAUCUGAUCGCUACCAAAUACCGCUAUGAGAUCAUGGCGCUGACCAUGCACGGUCAGGGCAAGAAUGCCUGGCAGGCCGAGAUCGACGCUGCAGCCGAGUUGUGCGAUUUCUUCCGUUUUGGCGUCAAGUAUGCCGAGGAGUUGUAUGCCCAGCAGCCUGUGCAUCAUGCUUCGGGCGUGUGGAAUCGUGUUGAAUAUCGCCCCCUGGAAGGUUUCGUCUACGCGGUCAGUCCGUUCAACUUCACGGCCAUCGGUGGAAAUCUGGCGGGCGCCCCCGCUCUGAUGGGCAACGUGGUGGUGUGGAAGCCGUCCCCCUCUGCCAUUGCGUCGAACUGGCUGGUGCACCAGAUCCUGCUCGAGGCCGGUCUGCCCAAGAAUGUGAUCCAGUUUGUGCCUGGUGAUGCCGCCGAGGUGACCGAGGCCGCACUGAACCACCCGCAAUUCGCCGCCUUGCACUUCACAGGCAGCACCGAUGUCUUCCGCAUGCUGUACGGCAAGAUCGGCGAAGGGGUGGCCGCAGGGCGAUACCGCAGCUACCCGCGCAUCGUGGGCGAGACGGGCGGCAAGAACUUCCAUCUCAUCCACCAGUCGGCCGAUGUUCGCAACGCCGUGGUGCAGACCGUGCGCGGGGCGUUUGAGUUCCAGGGUCAAAAGUGCAGCGCCACGUCGCGGGCGUACGUCGCGGCGUCCCUCGCCGACGAGUUCUACGCCCAGCUCGUCCGCGAGGUCAACGCCCUCAAGGUCGGCGAACCCACCGACUUCACCAACUUCUGCGGGCCCGUCAUCCACGAAGCCUCCUUCAACAAGCUGGCCCGCGUGAUUGACGAUGCCCGUCAGGACCCCGAGCUCGAGCUGCUCGCCGGCGGGACUUACGAUGCCUCGCAGGGCUGGUACAUCCAGCCGACGGUCUACCGUACCACGAACCCAGACCACCCCUUGCUCUCCCGCGAGCUGUUCGGCCCCAUCCUGGUCGUGCACACGUACGACGAUGCUGCCUUCCCCGCCAUCUGCGACCAGAUCGAUCGCACAGGCCAGUACGGUCUGACGGGCGCGGUGUUCGCGCAGGAUCGCGAGGCCGCCCGCUUCGCCGAGGACCGGCUCCGCAACGCCGCAGGCAACUUCUACCUCAACUGCAAGAGCACGGGUGCCGUCGUGGGCCAGCAGCCCUUUGGUGGCGCGCGUGCCAGCGGCACCAACGACAAGGCCGGUAGUGGGAACCUGCUGUCGCGCUUCGUUAGCCUGCGCUCUAUCAAGGAGGAGUUUCUUCCUUCGACGACGGUGGCCUAUCCCAGCAAUGCAUAG
Penicilliopsis zonata CBS 506.65 is the source of this 1722-nucleotide messenger RNA. RefSeq lists its product as hypothetical. NCBI's taxonomy places the organism in Eukaryota, Fungi, Ascomycota, Eurotiomycetes, Eurotiales, Aspergillaceae. Bases 1 to 1722 code for a protein of 573 amino acids. Gene Ontology annotation, molecular function: L-glutamate gamma-semialdehyde dehydrogenase (NAD+) activity. The transcript is spliced from 3 exons. The record is from RefSeq and is a predicted model, not a curated record. Gene Ontology annotation, cellular component: mitochondrial matrix.